This is a messenger RNA of Acanthosepion pharaonis, 4113 nucleotides long. NCBI's taxonomy places the organism in Eukaryota, Metazoa, Mollusca, Cephalopoda, Sepiida, Sepiidae. The record is from the annotation of a GenBank genome assembly.
AUGGCCGCGUAUGGACCGGCUGUGAUCAGAACGCUGUUGAAUGGCCUACCUAGUGUUGGAUCACUGGAACAUGUUAUUUCCAACAUGGAUUACCAGAUUGAUAUCAACUCACGAGAACUUGACGAAUGCCUGCAGGCUGUGUUGACAUUCACAAAUGAGUUGCCUGGCAACAAGUGCUUAAGUUCACCUCAGGACACCCUUAAAUACAUGAUCAAUUGCCAUGUUUUGGAAAAGAGUUCUUGCUAUGAUCUUGACAUGGAUGACAUCAUUAGAAUAUUGCAGCAUGUUCAAACUAGUCUUGAGAACCAUCCAGGAUGUGAGGAACUAAUUCUUGAGGAUUUGAUGACCCUCUCUUCUUCUGAGGGCAUCUCUCUUCCUCUCCGCUCUUCUGCCACACCUCGUGCCGAUGACUCAGUGGCAUCCCUCAACUCAGUCCAGGACAACCAUGAGGUGCUUAUUGAACAACUCUGGGACCAGAUUGCCCUUAAGUUUCGCAGGUACUUCACUGACAAAUUGUCCAAAUUACCCCUUCGUGGUUUUGAACAGGAACUCAACCUGCAGGAACAGAAUCGUAUUGAGUAUUUGCAGAGUUUGGUCAUGUUGUAUCAGCCAGAUGAUAUUUGGUUCUGUUACCAGAUGCUGCGUGUUCAACAGCUCGAGACUUACUUCAAUAGUCUGUUGCCGCAAUCAGGAGAAGAUGAAAAACUGGACAUAGCAGCCAUCACCAAAAACUGUUCUAUGUUGGCUGCUUUGAUUACUGGGAUGAUUGAUGAAGACUUUGCCAUCCUCACUACAGGAAUAUUCAAGAAAGCAUCCAGCACAUUCAAGGCCAUCCAUGACCUCUAUCUUGAUAAGUACGCUGAUGAGAUGUCAGCACUCAUUGAAGAAAUCUAUGAUGAUCUGAAAGAUAUCAUACAUAGAAACUCUGCCCAGUCUUCGAGUGAGUUCCUUUUUGAUGCCAACCAUAAGAAACCCUUGUUGAAAGGCUACUCAAGUACGGCUGAACAGGGCUUACUGAGUGCAGGCGGACGAAGAGGUAGCCACAGUCGCAAAGCUUCUAUUGUUAUCUCUCGGCAUUAUCUGCAGUCCUUGCGGGACAUCCUUCUCUCGGUUUUUCACAUCGAUGAGCACAUUGACUAUCUUUACAAAAUGGCUACCACCAGCGGGAGCAGCACUAUCAGCAACAAGAGACGUGGAUCUAAAGGAAGCCUUCGAGGAGUGCUGAAGUCUGUUAGUCCAGAAGUGCUUCGUCGGAAAGGCAGUAACAGCAGUGAAGGCUCUACAUCCGAAUCAUCCUCAAUGAGGUCCCAGAGUCCCCUGCUUGAUUGUCGACCUGCCCCCAAAGUGAUUGAAAAAACCAAAGUCGAAGAGAAGCCCAUGUGGGAAUGGAAGUUGAUUUUCAAACUAAUUGUUGCUGACCUUGUACAAUGUGUUGAGCAAAUUGUAUGGACUAGUGCCAGUGCUGCCCUAGAGAAGGAGCAGAAAGACUGGGAGAUUGCACACACUCUGGACGUUUUUGAACUACCAAGAGAAAUGGUAUCUGGGCGUCUUGAUUAUCCACGUGUAAUAUCAAAGUGUGUCCAUGAAGUGAUGGAAGAUUUGGACAUGUUGCUGCCCUUUGCAAAGGCUGGUAAUGAUGGCAUUCUACACCCUGUGAAAACUGCCUUUGUCCAUUCAGCUAAUCAGUUAUUUAGUAACAUUCAUGGACACUACCUUUCAAUAAGUCAGGAUAUACCUAAAAAAGCUGCAGCUAAGUUAUUGUUGGUUGUACUAUCAAGUACUGUCUAUAUUCGCAAUCAUCUCUGUAUCUAUGAUGAAGUUCUGGCUGAAGAAGAUGGAGAGAAAGAAAGAUUUGAGGAGGUGUUAGAAAGAGAAAGAAAGAGUUUGGAAAUGUCAAGAAAGAAAGAAGAUUUUGAGAAGAUCAAAUGGACUAGACGAGCACCUGGAAAAACAACAAAUGCUGAUCGGAAUAAGAAAAAGUCCUUCCUGAAUCGCUAUCAACAGUUUAUGGAACUUACAGACAUUUUGACUCAUCAAGUAACUCAAGUUCAUAACAACCUGUUGUCCAACAUCUUGUAUGAUGCGGAGAGUUACCAUUGGGCUGAAGAGAAGGAAUUUUAUGAAAACGAGCGCUGUUCUUUUCCAAUCCAAAUGUGGCACCAGCACUUGAAUGGUUUACGCACCGACCUUUGGUCUAUUUGUCCCCCCAAGUUAGCUCAGAACAUCUUCACACAAGUCCUGUAUGAGUCACUGGCUAUCUUAACCCGCAGGUACACACGCAUCAAGCCUAGUUUCCGACGAGUUGUCCAGUUUAGGAUGGACAUUACCACUAUUCUUCUCUGUAUGUUUGACCAAAUGAUGUAUGUAUGUGACAGCAGCUCCAAACUCCUUGAGCCUGGCUACCACCAGCAGCCUUAUUAUGACAUCCACAAUAUGUGUUCAAUCCUCUUGUCCACCUUGGCUGUUCUCACCUCUCCUGUUGAUCUCUUGUACAGAGCCUGUAAGAAGAUGCACCAAGCACAGCAAGAAAACUCAUUCAGUCGUAAUUCACUCCUUGUUGAUGACAACAGAAGUUACAACUCCCACUGGAUAUCUUGGGUUCAGCCAGGUUUGCUGCAACCUGAACAGAAAAAUUAUGGUGAUCUUCUAACUACUGUCGCCUUGUAUAUCCAUACAAAACUGCUGGUCAGUCAACCAGAGCCUCUUUGGCCACUUGUUGUCCAGGCUAUCGUGAUGAAAAACUACACUCUGCCUAUUCUGUUUAUGACACAAAGUUUGUCACAAGGUGACAGGGUCUGUGUUCAGAGGCUAGACAGACGCAGUUCAGUGGCCCCAACAGAAAAAGAAAUCCUGCUGAAACGGCUUUUCAAUUCCAUUUGCACAGUUUUGUUGCAUAUGUCCCUACACUUCCCUGACGGCCUUGGACGUGUAAUUCUGCCUGUCAUUGAUCGUUACAAUCAGUGGAAUAUGAUUGAACAACUGGGUGCCUGCAAUUAUUCUAAUCCAAUGAUUCCUAUUUGGUUAGAAACCAUCUUUAACAUGCUGAAGCCAUUUACACUCAGAGUGUUGAAGCCUGUACUAAAGAAAUUAUUGAAUCAUCCAAACAGUACCAGGGAGAUAGAAUCUGUGAUGUCCGUUAUAUCUGACCUUCCUUGUGGUUGUGUUCCCCAAAGUAUUGCUGCCUUCCGAACCAAGAGACAACAAGGCUGUGCUCGAGAUCAAGUUGAGUCUUCUGUGCUCGAGUUAAUCAGACAAGUAUCAGAACAUGUCUAUACGCUCCCAACAUCGUUAUGUUCUAUGUUCAGAAUUCUACAAGAUGCUGCCAAAGAGAAAUCUAUUCAGUUUGCCCAUGAUUGUCUUGGGUUGCAGGUGAUUGCUUUAUGCCUGAAGACUCAACUCUGGGCAGGGAUGUCUGUGGAAAAGAUGGCUGGCACAUCUUUCAGUCCAGAAACCAAAGACACACUCAGUAUCCUUGCAGAGAGCAUCUAUACAACACUUGUUCAUUCAGAAAUCGAACUUGGUACCAUAGAAGUUGGUAAUUUAUUGCAGACUAAGCACAAUGAUUGGAUCAACAAGAAAAUCCGAAGCAUUGUCACAUUCUUUAAUUCUGAGAGUUGCUUCCCUCCUCCCCGUCAUUUGCCUGAAAAUACAAUCCCUGAUUUUGCUGAGCAGUUUUAUAUUUCAACCUGUAAUGAAGUUCUUGAAGGCCCAUUAGGUCAAGAAUGUCUGUCAGAUAUUUUCUGGCUCAUUGUGCACAACAUGGGUUGGCUGGAGACCCAACUUGACAUUCAGACUACUCUACCACGGAACGAAGAAAAAGCCCAUGCUUCAUUCACCAUCAACUUUCUUCCUGUUGCUCCUCCUUCAUUCAACCCUCUUGCUACCUUUGAUGAGAUUGGAAAUGCAAAAUUGGAUGCAGAGAAAAUAAAUAAAUUUGACUGCAAUUGGAAUGAUCUACUUUUUCGGGAUCUUGGACUGAGCAUCUAUGGACUUCGCACAUUGCUGAUGAACAGGCAUGAUAUGCAAGAGGGUGCAUUUUUGGAGGAACAUGAACGGAAACCUGUCGAUGGACUCCGCCUACUGCUUGAUUAUGACACCAAUGAUCUCCGCUAG